UGGCGGGCUGUUUGAAUGACGGAAGUGACGGGAGGUCGGCGAUGGCUGCCCCGCAGGCGCACAAACGGCUGUUGGGAAGCUGGUGGGCCCCUGGCGCCGGGGCCUUUUCUGUCUGAGCUGUGAUUCCUGACCCCGGGUUUCUGGUUCACGGAAUCUCUAAAGUACCCAGAAAUGAAAAGAAAGGUAGGGAAUGCUGGCAAGCUGAGAUUGAGUCCUAAUGAGGAAGCUUUCGUUUUAAAGGAAGAUUAUGAAAGAAGACGAAAACUAAGACUGCUGCAGGUUCGAGAACAAGAAAGGGAUAUCGCCUUUCAGAUAAGAGAAGAUAUAAAACACAGGAGAAAUCAGCAAUUAGCCCGUUUGGCAGAGGAACUAAGGACAGAAUGGAAAGAAUCACAAACUCAGAAAAUAAAGACCUUGGAAAAACUGUAUUUGGCAAGUUUAAGAAAUAUGGGAGAGGGACACCAACAAGCCAAAGAAAAUGAACCUGAUUUGAAUGCUCUGGCACAGCGGGCAGCAGAAAGAAAAAGAAAAGCAGAAAUGAGACAUAAAGAGGCUCUGAAAUUACAGAAAAAUCAAAAAGAGGAACUAAUGAAACAAAAAACCUGGCAUAUAACAGCUCGAAAGGAAGCAUUACUUGUGGAAAAAGAGAGAUCUGCCAAAAUUACAAGUCUGCCACCACCACCUCCAGCUCUUUUUGAGAACAUUGAAUUAAAGAAAACUUCUCAUGUGAAAACCAGUAGUUCUACCUAUCAUCACCUCCACACUUUUGUGAAUAGAGAGAUGGACACAAACCAGCCAGAUCCUCGUGUGGCUGCUGAAGAAGAAGUGAAAAGACUGGAAGAACGACAAAAACAAGCAGCACAAGAGAGAAUGGAACAGUGUGAAAAGGCGCAUGUGCGGGGUUUCCAAGCAAUGAAAAAGAUCCACUUGGCUCAGACUCAGGAGAAAGUAAUGAAAGAACUCAAACAGCUGCAGCAAGACGACCUGGCACGCAGGAGACAGACUGUGGCACAGAUGCCCCCGCAGCUAGUUGAACUUGCGUACAGGCGCAGUGAGAUGAAAGAAGACCGGCAGAGGGAGCUGGAAUUCGCCUUUGAAGACCUGUAUGACGCAGACAGGAAGGUAAAAGGAAACCUGAUUUUGCGCCUUGAACCAGAACCUUUGCCUACUGUGGCUGAUCCGAUCCAAGAUGAAGAACUGGACCUCUCAAUGGAACAAGAAAAUUUAGCAGAAACUGAAAACAUUCCAGUGACAGAAGCCGAAAUAAUAUGUUCUAGUGAAGCAGACGCUUCCUUAUCAAUGAAGACCCACCAGGUUCCUUCAAAAAUUCUUUUUAAAAAAUUAUUAAAUAAGAUCCGAAGCCAAAAAUCUCUCUGGACGAUUCAGUCCACGUCUGAAGACGAAAACGAAGUGAUUACCACUGCUAGUGAGACUGAGAGUAAAGCCCCAACAGUCGAAUCAGGAGCAAUUGCUGACGAAGAUAAAACAUUAUCCUCUGGGCAGGAACAAGUUGCUGAAAGUGAUACUUUAACAGUUGACUCUGGACCACUUAGUAGUGAAGAGAAACCACUUGCAUUGGAUACAGACUAUGAAAAGGAACAAGAAAUAAAUGAGACUCAGCCCAUCACAACUGUAGCUCAGAGUUCGGUUCUGCUUCAUCCUCAAGAAGAAGCAGCCAGAAUUAGAAUGGCAGCAAGGCAGAAACAGAUCAUGGAAAUCGAAGAGCAGAAGCAAAAGCAGUUGGAAUUACUUGAACAAAUUGAACAACAGAAGUUACGAUUAAAAACUGAUUGCUUCAGGGCUCAGCUGGAAGAAGAAAAAAGAAAAAGAACUCAACAGACUGGGGUCGGCACUGCUCCAGCAUCACGCGCCGUCAAAUCCGAUGAAGAUAAUCACAGGCAGAUGAUUCGUAACUAUCAACAUCAGCUUUUACAGCAAAACAGGUUUCACAGACAGUCUGUGGAAAUAGCCAGGAAGCGAUUACUCGAAUAUCAGACUAUGUUAAAAGCAAAGUACCCACCCAUGUUAGCCACUUCAUUGGUAUCUGAUUCUGUUGUAACAGUACCACCACAGAAAUCUGAAAGACCCACUGUUAUAUCAGAGCAUCGGGACCAAGGUCAGAGACCCAAGUUGAGUUCAGAUGUUUUAGCCAAGCAGUCUCUGGAGUCAGAGGAACAGCCUAAGCAAUUCUCACAGAGUGAAGUACAACAGGGAGACUAUAAAUUGCCUCAUAAAGAUUCUCAUACACUUUCAAAGCCUUUGUCAUAUGAUAGACCGCGAAUAUUACACGAUCCUAGAGAAAUAGCUGAAACGUCUACGGCAACAACUUCUCAAACUUUAGACUCCCAGCAAAGAUUCUCAGAGAACAAUGAACAUAUACCCUCUAAGCUAACUGAACAUUCUUCAUUCCAACCACUGGCAGCUGAGCGUGCUUUUAGUUCUCUGCCUGCUACAGUGGAAUCUGGAAAAAUCCAGGAACCCUUUCCAACCAUAAGCAAAAGUACAGUUCCUGUAAGUCCUUCUGUAAUCAGCCAAAUACAGGAUAAGUCUUUGCCAUCCUCAGAGAAUAUCACAGCCCAGAAGGGUAAUUUGAAGGCUCUCCAAGAACAGUUAGACCGACAGAAGGAAAUUCUUCGGUCAAGACAGGAAGCUCAAGAACAAUUGCUUUUGCACAAACGAAAAGAAUUGGAAGGACAAACUGGCCUCUCGAUAUCCCUUCCAUUAGUACCUCUGGAUUCAUUUGCUACACUGCCUUCUGCCAGAGCUGAAUCAGGGAGAAUCCAGGAAUCUUUUCCAAUCAGAGAUGAUACUGCAGUUUCCUCAGGCCAUCUUGGGGUCCCACGACUUCAGGAUAGGCUUUUGAGUUUUUCACAGCCUGUCUUAUCACAGCAAGAUAAUUUUAAAUUUCUCCAAGAACAGUUAAAUAUUCAGAGGGACAGCCAACAGGCUAGGCGAGAAGCCCAGGAAGUAUUAUGUGUACAUAAACAGAGUGAAGUGGAUGGAAGAAUAUGGUCUGAACAGACUGAACCCCCCUCUCUCCCAUCUCAGGUGGCUCAGCAUACAUUGACUUUGCGACCUUCUGCCGGCACUCAUUCUGGAAAAACCCAGGAGCAGUAUUCAUCCGAGAGUGAGAAGGGACUUCUCUCAAGCCAGCCUGAAAUCCAGGAAUCUCGGGAUGGGUCUUUGAGUUUCCUACAGCAGUUCCUACCUUUGCAUGAUAGUAUGAAGCUGCUCCCAGAACAGCCGACGGCACAGAAGGGCGCUCUUCAGGCAAGGCCUGAAGCCCAGGCGGAGUUGCUUUUGCAGAGACCAAGGGAUUUGGGAGACAGUACGUCUGGGCAGAUGAGUUCUGUAUUCCCACCAGUGGUUGUUCAGUGUUCAGUUGCUUCACAACCUUCUGCUAAAGCUGAGCCUAGAAGAAUUUCUUUAUCUGAGAAGGAGAGUACCGUUCCUUCAAGUGACUUGGUACUCCCAGCAUUUCAGGACCAGCCUCGUAGUUUGCCACAGUGGGAAAAUUUGACAGCACGUCAAGAACAGUUACACGUGCAGAGGGUGAUACUUGGUGCUAAACAAGAAACCCAGGAAUUUGUACACAAACAAAGUGAAUUAGAAACAAUGGUUUCUUCUGAACAGACUGGCACCUUUUUAUCCCUGUCCCAGGUAGCAGAGUCUGAAAGAGUCCAGGAGUUUAUGUCAGUCCAGAGUGAUAGUACAGUUCCUGUAAGCCAUUCUAAGAUCCCGAGAGUUCAGGAAAGACUUCUGAGGUUUCCACAACAUAUACUACCUCUACAGGAUGAUUUGGAGGAACACCACAAAUGGCUAGGCCUGGGGAAGGAGGCCCUUCAUUUUAGCCAGAAAACCCAAGGGAAUCUAUCUUCUGAACAGACCGACUCCUCAUUCCUGCCCCAGUUAGGACAGCCUUCAUUUACCUCAUUACCUUCUGCUGAAUCUGGUACAACCCAGGAAGCCCUUUCAACAGAGAGUGAUACUAAAAUUCUUUCAAGCCAUUCUCAGAUCCCACAGUUGCAGGAUAGGCUUUUGAGGAUAUCACAACUUAUCCAGCCUCAACAAGAUAAUUUGAAGGCUCUUGGAGAAAGGUUAGCUAUACAGAGAGAAGCUAUCAUUCGAUCUAGACAGGAAGCUCAGGAAGAAUUACUUUUGCAUAAACAGAGUGAGUGGAAGGAAAGAAUAUCUCCUGAACAGGUUGGCGCCUCUUCCUUCCCCCCAGUUGCACAGCAUUCAUUUGCUUCAUUACCCCUUAGUGAAUCUCGAAGAGUCCAAGAACCUUGUUCAGCUAAGAGUGAUAAUUUGGAGAUACCAAGAUUGCCUGACAGGCUUUUAGAUUUAUCACAACCUGUUUUAACCCAGCCAGAUCACCUGAUUGCACUUCAACAAGAACACUUGUCUGCACAAAGAAAUCCCCUUCCGUGCAGCAAGAAAACCCAGAAAGAAUUGGUUUUGCCCAGACAGUAUAAAUUUGAGGAAAAGUUACCUGCUGAGCAUUUUAUCCAACCUCACCAGGGUGAUUUGAAGGCACUUCAGCAGCAGUUAGAUAUACAGAGGAGAUCCAUUCGAUCUAGACAGGAAGUCCAAGAAGAAUUACUUUUGCAAAGACUAAGUAAACUGGAGAAAAAGGUCUCAUCUGAGCAGACUGGCUCUUCACCCUUAUCCCAGGUAGCACCGCCUGUUGCCAAUUGUGAAAGAAUCCAAAAGCCUUUUGUACCCAGAUGUAACAGUACUGUUCCUGUAAGUCACCCUGAAAUCUCAACAUCACAGGACAGACCUUCGAGUUUAUCACAGCCCGUUCUGUCUCAGCAAGACACUUCGACAGCACAGUUGGACUUACAAAGGGAAGUGGUGCUUUCUAAUGAGAAAGUCCAGGAAGAACUUCUAUUAAACAAACACACACAGUGGAUUGAAAGUGAGUCUUCUGAGCAUGCUCUUUCCUCUUUGUUUUCAGCUCACAAAAGAGAGCAUUCAUUUAUUCCGCUGCCUUUUGCUGAAGUUAAAUCUAAAAACAGUUGUGGAUUGUAUUCCUCUAAGAAUGAACAUGCAGCUCCCUCCGGCAAUUCUGUGAUCCCCAGAUUUCAAGAUAGGCUUUUGAGUUUUUCACCACCUGUCUUAACUCGGCAAGAUAACCUGGAAUUUCAGAAGCAGUUGGAUCUACAAAAACAAGUUCUGCAUCACAGCCAAAAAGCCCAAGAAGAGUUGCUUGUACAGAGACAGACGACACUGCAGCAGCAGAUACAGAAACAUCAAGAGACUUUGAAGGAUUUCUUUAAAUACGGUCAGAUAAGUCAGCCCACAGUUGGAAAUGACGUGCAAAGUCAGAAGCUCAGAGAGUGGCUUCCUCGUCCCCAAGACCUAGCAGGAGACGAUCAGGAAAACAUUAGGCCUGUUACUAGGAGCAACUCCGAUGACAAUCAGCUGCUUUCAGAAAGUAGUGCCAAGCAAAGUGGCAAGCAUCUGGACAAAGAACUGGGCAGGAGAUCUUCCAAGCCGCCUGUAGCAAAAGUUAAAUGUGGAUUGGAUUUGAACCAACACGAACUUAGUGCUAUACAAGAGGUAGAAUCACCAGCAAGUGGCAGAACUUCUCUACUAGAUUCUUGUCAAGACAGGGAUCCCCUGAGGGUCUCAAUAAGCCGAGAACAAAGUUUCUUUGGGAGCCCACUGGACUGUGAACCAUUUGGUUGUCUUUACCCGGUUGCCCAGGAGAACGUCUGUGGUGCUAACUCCAGUGAAGCAGUCAAGGUCAAGGAGGCUGUGACUGAGAAUGACGCAAUAUUAAGUUAUGCUGUGGAGGAAGAACAUACAUAUCUGAGUCCACCUGUGAAGCCACAUAAUGCUGAAACAGAAGAGAUUUAUCAUGAGCCAUUAUCAUCAAUAACUGUUUCUACUGGGAGCUUUUUAAGUUAUGAAAACACAGAUUUGAGCCUUACAGAUGCAGGGUCAUUUUCAGAGCAUGCAUCGGACCACAGGGAACAAGAACCUACCACUGCUAAAGAAGAGGAAACAAAUGUAUUAAGUUCUGUAGUUCCUGCAUCACAAGUCAGUUAUCAAAGGCAGGACCCUGGGGAAGUUCAUAAACCUGUGUUGCCUGCGGUGGAAAAAUUCACAUCUGGUCAGACACACCUUCAGCAGAUGAUGGAAAAGCACAUAAAUGAAGCAAAUUUGAUGACUGAGAAGACAGACUUGCGGGUUGACCUUGACUUUCCGGAAUUGGAACACACUUUUCCAAAUCUGCAUCAUCAGCUAUUUAAACCCUUAGAACCACAUCCAGAUUUUGAUAUGUUAUCAUCAUACUCUGGGAUUUCUCAAGACAGCAGAGACUUUCACCAGAACUCUGAUUCUUCAUGGGAAAGCCACCGUACUACCGUUUCAUCCAAAAGUACAGCUUCCCUUACAGCGCUGAGAACCAGCCUGAAUCCUUCUAACACAAGCCCGAACCAGCAACCUGACCCUCACUUGGCUCAUGCUGCAGCUCAGAUUUUUGCUACAGAAAACAUUACUGAGGGCUCUGAACAGUCUUUUCAACAGCUUCUGCCAGAAUUUUCUUCGCAGGAGGGGAGCCAGCAUGUUGAUCUACCAAGUAUUUUUAGCAUUGAAGCAAGAGAUUCUUCCCAAAGCAUGGAAAAUCAUAACUACUCUGCACAGACUGAAUUACAAAAUAGGAAAAAAAGUGUUCCUUUCCAGCUCUCUGUAGGAAAUUUACAAAAUUCAGGCUUCAGGUCAUCUGAUGAGGCUAAUGGAUUUCAUCACUUAAAUCUACAGCAUAGCACUCCCUGUGGUUCUACCUCUAGUGAAUGCUCAAUAAAAGCCCAACCAGAAGGCAGAGAAGAAACACUGGGCUCUGAAAAACUGUCAGAAAGAGGGAUCGAUACAAUGUUACAAAGUCAAGGACUCAGUGGAGACAAAAAGGAAACCUGUGGGGUUUUAAAUAUAAAUUCACAAGUAGAGGAAAUCGAUUCACAGUUGUGUCUGAGAACAGUGGAGAUGGGAACUUCAGUUCAAGCACCAUAUUCUGUUCAGAAUGAAAAAUAUUUUGAGAAUUCAGCUAAAGCAGAAACUCCAGAAAUCCUAAGAAACCUCUCUCAACUAGCACAGUCAGAGCUCUUUUUAAGUUCUGGAUCAUUACAGAGCUCUAUUCCAAUGUGGUUGACAGAGUCUGGACAUGGUAUAAUGGAAGAGCCAGAGCUUACAUUAGUAAGCACCAGUGAUAUCAGUAUUGCUGAAAUGGAGUUUGCAAACUUAACCCUAGAAGAAAAGAAAGAAAAUGAGGCAGAAAGCAGCUUUCAGGUGAAUGAAUUUCUGCCUCUUCUAUCAGAAAAAGAAACCUCAGAUUAUCCAGUAUCAGAGCACUGUGUGGAGGAGCCAGUGGCAGUUUCGGCAGAAACCCUGCCAAAGUUUACAGCUAUACCUGGGAGCUUACAAGAAGCAUUUGUAAAGAGGAAAAAAUCAUUUAUAGAGAGAUCUUCCCAGAGACAGAAAGAAAUAAAGAGUAAGAUUUACCUUUCUGAGAAAUCUCAGAUCAAAACAGCUAAGGAGAAACCAACAGGCUCAUCUGUGAGUCGCCUGAAGGGUGUGAAUAAGGUCAGAGUGUCACUUCCUGAAGACAGAAAGACUGCACAAGCCCACAUGCGUCAAAGGGCUUUAAGAUUAUACAAUCAGUUAGCUGAAGUGAAACAGCAAAGGGAAGAGAAAGCAAAGCAAGAUGCAUAUGCCCAAAAUCGAGCAAGGGCAAAAGAGUUUCAUAAGGUGAGUGAGGCCCCCUAUAAUCUUUCCAGGUCUAGGGCACUGCAACUGUUAAUUUCAUUUUUCUAUUCCCUCCACAGAAAACACUAGAGAAACUUCGAGCCAAAAAUACGUGUUGACUUUCUACAAAAUGUGUAAAGAUUCUUUGUUUAAAUUAUGUGUAACAUAGGUGAAGUUAUUUAAAGUCAAUAAAUUUUUAUUUAAGAAUUUUAA
Messenger RNA from Prionailurus viverrinus (fishing cat), 7965 nucleotides. RefSeq names its product centrosomal protein 295 (gene CEP295). Gene Ontology annotation, biological process: regulation of centriole replication. The record is from RefSeq and is a predicted model, not a curated record. The coding region runs from base 172 to 7842 and encodes 2556 amino acids. Lineage: Eukaryota; Metazoa; Chordata; Mammalia; Carnivora; Felidae. Gene Ontology annotation, cellular component: centriole; centrosome; cytosol. The transcript has 29 exons.